AUGUCAUCGACCUCUGAGUAUGUCGCGAAGCUUCCUAGGAGGAAGAAGCUUUUGGCGACCGCAGAGACGUAUUGGUUAGAAGAAGCCAGACGGCCACCAGGAUCACUUGACUCCUCGCUGAAGAAGCACACUACUCUUCUCAAUAAACUCAAAACGUGUUUAUUAGUAGGACCACCAGAAACGUUCAUAAAGGAGAUCGAUAGUUUGACAUUGACGAAAUAUCUUGAGGAGAUCGUUGCUGCUGUGGUAGAAGGAUCGACAAAGAAAGGUGAUGCAGAGAUCGCAGUCGAUAUCAUUGUACACCUCCACACUCGCUUAACACCGGACUUCUUUCCUCUACUACUACAACCUCUUAUUGCAAUUCUCACUUCGACAGGGACGAGUGUCAUUCCAGCAAGUAAAGAUGGAGAGAAAGAUAAAGACAAGGAGGACAAGGAAAGGUUAAGCAGGCAAAGACCUGUAUUGAGGAUAAUAGCUGAAUUAGCUAUGGUUGGCGCUUGGCCUGAAGGCGCUAUCAAAGGCGCUUCGGAAGUUGGGAAAGUGUUGAAAGCUCUUAUGACCGGUGACACGCAGUACACAAACCUACCGCUCAUAUCAACUUUCCUUAAAUACUUUGCUAGAGCAUAUCUCGGUCCCAAUCCAUCUUCAGCUAAAAAUGGCCAGGUCAACGGAAAUCAGUCAGAUGAAAGCGUUGAUGAGCUUAUUUUGCCAGAGGUUCAGAAGAAAAUGAGAGAUUUGUUCGAUAGUUAUUUCAAUUCAGCUAGCAAAACUCUGGUCAAAGGCCAAAUCAAAUUGCUCGAACAAGACAAACGGAAUCAUGAGGCAUAUAUCAAGUCAGGAGAAAUCUUUGAAGAUCGUCAACAAGCAUAUGAGAAGAUGAUCAAGGCGGUUGAACGUCUCACCACUGGUGUACAAACACUGGCAGACCUGUUGAGUCUCGCUAUGCCCACCUUGCCUACCGCUGCUACCCUGUCGAAAUCAGGACUGCAGAUUAUCGAAAGUGCGAGUUCCUUUACAGUGAGAGAAGACGGACCUAUAGCAGGUGGAAUAUGGGAUGAUGAGGAAGAAAGGAGAUUCUAUGAAGAUCUAGUGGAUCUGAAAGAAGUGGUACCGUCUGGAUUAUUAGGUAUAAAAGAAAAGCGAGGGGCUAAAGCUGAAGAUAUGAAUGGAAAUGAAGUUGCAGUCGAAGAAGACAUAGAGAAGAAAUUGGCUGAACAGAAAGCUGAAGAGGAGGAUUUGCAACGACAACUCGAACAAAUGGAAUUACAACCUGAUACAACAGAGAACAAAUCCACUUUGGAAGCUCAAGAUAUGUCAAGGACAGGUUCUGCUUCCACUGCUGAUGAACGGAUAGCCCCUGAACAACACGUAGAGGAUGAAGAACCCGCAGCGCAGGAUACAAUCGUAACUGAAGAAGAUGGACUAUCAUCUGGUCCUGCAGCUAGGUUGACAGCUCUUUUCGCUGCUUUACCGGAAGCAAACAACAGAGAGGUGGUAGACAAAUUAGCAGUAGAGUUUGCUUUCCUGAAUUCAAAAGCUGCCAGAAAGCGAUUGAUCAAGUUCAUCGGGGAAGUACCUAAACAAAGAACAGAUUUACUCCCUCAUUACGCUAGAUUCAUAGCUACUUUGGAAAAGUAUAUGCCUGAUAUAGGAGCUGGUGUGUUAGAUAUUCUCGAUGAAGAGUUGAGAUAUUUGCAGCGAAAGAAGCUCGUUAGAGAACUGGAUUCAGUCCGGCUCAAAAAUGUCCGAUUCUACGGUGAAUUAGCAAAAUUCAAGGUAGCCAAACCAUAUACUAUCCUUCAUACCCUCAAGGUUUUCCUCGAUGACUUCAAAUUCAAUAUUGAAAACAUAUCAAAUCUGUUAGAGACUUGUGGACGAUUCCUUCUAAGGUUCCAGGGAACGAAGGAGACCGCCAAAAAGAUGGUCGAAAUAUUGAGGAGGAAACAAGGUACUUCCCAUCUCGAUCAAAGGCAUCAAGUGAUGUUGGAGAAUGCUUUCUACAUGUGUAAUCCUCCUGAAAGAGUUGCUCGAGAAGUUAUCACGUUGUCUCCCACUCAGAGUUUUAUACAACAUCUUUUACACGAUGUCUUGAUGAAAAGGACUCUGGACAAAGUCUUGAAGUUGAUGAGAAAACUUCACUGGGAAGAUGCCGAGACGUACGAGUUCAUCCUUCUCUCAUUCACAUCUCCAAAUGACAUCAAAUUUGGCAAUAUACCUUAUCUCGCCGCGUUGGUGUACGACUUGCAAAGAUAUCAUCCCGAAUUCUCUAUUACAGUAGUGGAUCAGGUGAUGGAAGAUAUCAGAAUAGGCAUGGAAGAAAACAUAUUCAAGUAUAACCAAAGAAGGAUAGCAACGGUCAGAUAUUUGGGAGAAUUGUAUAUGUACAGGGUUGUAGGAGCAGGAGUCAUCUUCGAAACCCUAUGGAGCUUCCUCUCUUUUGGUCAUGCCGAAUCUUUCCCGGUACCAGGCAGAGAAUCUCCUAUAGAUGCAGUAGACGACUUCUUCCGUGUGAGAUUGGCAUGUACAUUACUUGAUACAUGUGGUGCAUGUUUCGAUAAAGGUUCUCAAGCUAGGAAAUUGGACCAAUACCUGGUCAUGCUCCAGCUUUACAUCUCUUGUAAAGCGGAGCUUCCGAUGGACGUCGAAUUCAUGCUUACCGAUACUUUGGAUGCUCUUCGACCGAAAAUGCCGCAUCUGAAAACGUUCCAAGAAGCUGCCGCGAAGGUUGAUGAAUUGCUUGCACUGGGCACAGGCGAAGAUAACGACAGCGGUUCCGAAGAUGGAAGUGAAGAAGGUGAUCGAGCCCUUCCAGAAGAUAUGGUUGAAUCGAAUGAAGCAGAGACGCUACCUAUACCAGGAGAGGGAGUUGAAGGGCAAGAUGACGAUGAAGAAGAUGAGGAUGUGGUUCUUAUUCGAUCUUCAGAACAAGAGAAACAUUCCGAAAUCGAUGAUGAAGCUCAGUCUGAUUUCGACCGUGAAUUCGCCAAACUAUUAGCUGAUACCACUGAUGCGCGAAGAGAUCAAAGGAAAGCUGCCCCGCCAGUAUUUGAUACGGCUGUUCCGUUGAUAAGAAAAAGGCAAGAUGAUCCUCAAGGUCAAGAAGGGAAAAUGCACUUUACUUUAUUAAGUAAGAAGGGGAACAGACAACAGAUCCGUUCACUGGACAUUCCUAUCGAUUCUACGAUAGCAAUGAAUUCAAGAACUUAUCAAGCUCAAUCAAAGGCUGAACAAGAACAAUUGAAACGAUUGGUACUACAAAAUGAAAGAAGACUUGAGCGAGCCGAAGUUGAUGACAUCGGAACAAGAGGAAUCAAAUUACGAUAUCUGCCUUCAUGA
Kwoniella shivajii is the source of this 3336-nucleotide messenger RNA. RefSeq lists its product as uncharacterized. Gene Ontology annotation, biological process: nuclear-transcribed mRNA catabolic process, nonsense-mediated decay. The transcript is spliced from 18 exons. Lineage: Eukaryota; Fungi; Basidiomycota; Tremellomycetes; Tremellales; Cryptococcaceae. Gene Ontology annotation, molecular function: protein binding; RNA binding. The record is from RefSeq and is a predicted model, not a curated record. The coding region runs from base 1 to 3336 and encodes 1111 amino acids. Gene Ontology annotation, cellular component: exon-exon junction complex; cytoplasm.